This is a messenger RNA of Salmo salar (Atlantic salmon), 3129 nucleotides long. The record is from RefSeq and is a predicted model, not a curated record. Lineage: Eukaryota; Metazoa; Chordata; Actinopteri; Salmoniformes; Salmonidae.
AUGUUACCCACAACGGAGAGGGUGCUCCUGGACCACUCAGGGUCUGAACUGGCCUUCAAGGACUUUAGGGUUUGGGAAGGUUUCAUCCCGGUCUGCAGCCUGGGCGUAUGCCAGGUUGGGAGGAUGAACUUCGGUAAAGACGUAAGCACGCUGAAGUACUUCACUAUCUGCGGCCUGCAGGAAGGCUACGAGCCCUUCGCCGUCAACAUGAACAGAGACCUCACCAUGUGGCUCAGCAAGAGACUGUCUCAGUUCAUCCCUGUACCUCCGCAGCAUGAACACAUUGAGGUGACGAGGAUGGACGGCACCGUGGAGACUUUCCCGUGUCUCAAGGUCACCCAGAGGUCGUUCGGCUCCCAGAACAGUAACCCAGACAUCACCUUCUAUCGCCUCAGCAUGCCUAUAGAGUGUAACGAGGUGCUGGCCAAGUCACCUGGCGGGACGCUACAGUCUGGCGGGGGCUUCUCCUUCUCCUCUAAGAAAGACCUGGACGACUUUGAGACCAUGUCCGACUUCGAGUUUGUUUCCUCUUCUCCUCAGGUGUUGACGAAGUCUGCCCACUGCACCCUGGGCUCCAGCCUGGACAAGGAGAAGGACCAAUUCAACAACCACAAAGACUACAACCAGGAGAAACCCUCCAAGUUAAAGCAGAGAUUCAUGUUGAAGAGGACCAAGCCAGAGUUUACCAGCAGUAACUCUUCAGCCCGUCUAUCAGAGGAGGUGUUAGCUGAUAGAGAUGACUGUGACGUCUUCAUGCAGACCUCCACUUACUACUACUCAGUGAGGAUCUUCCCAGGUCAGGAGCCCAGCAGUGUGUGGGUUGGCUGGGUGACCUCUGACUUUCAUCAGUACGACAUGGCCUUCGACCUCGAAAAGGUCCGCACCGUUACCGUAACCCUGGGAGACGAGAAGGGCAAAGUUCACGAGAGCAUCAAGCGUAGUAACUGCUACAUGGUGUGGGCUGGAGAGUGUACGAGUCCUGGUCAGGGCCGGAACAACAACGGUUUGGAGAUUGGAUGUCUGGUGGACACAGUUAACGGACUGCUAACCUUCACUGCCAACGGGAAGGAGCUCAGCACGUACUACCAGGUUGAGCCCAGUACCAAGCUGUUCCCUGCUGUGUUCGCUCAGGCCACCAGCCCCAGCAUCUUUCAGUUUGAACUAGGACGCAUUAAGAACGUCAUGCCCCUGUCAGCGGGACUGUUUAAGAGCGAGAGGACAAACGCCUGUCCCCAGUGUCCUCCCAGGCUGCAUGUCCAGUUCCUGACCCCGGUGCUGUGGAGCAGGGUACCCAACCACUUCCUGAAGGUGGACGUAUCCCGGGUCAACGACCGCCACGGCUGGCUGGUCACCUGCUCUGAACCGCUCCAGUUCAUGUCCCUGCAUAUACCUGAGGAGAACAGGUCAGUUGAUAUCCUGGAGUUGACUGAGCAGAAGAAUCUGUUGAAGUUUCACUACCAUACUCUGAGGUUGUACUCUGCCGUGUGCGCUCUGGGGAACAACCGUGUGGCCCACGCCCUCUGCUCCCACGCCGACGAGGCACAGCUGCUCUACGCCAUAGAGAACAAGUACAUGCCUGGUCUCCUCAGGACUGGAUACUACGACCUGCUCAUAGACAUCCACCUCAGUACCUAUGCUACGGCACGUCUCAUGAUGAACAAUGAAUACAUCGUCCCCAUGACGGACGAGACCAAGUCCAUCACUCUGUUCCCUGACGAGAAGAAGAAGCACGGCCUGCCAGGUAUCGGCCUGAGCACCUCUCUCCGCCCCCGUAUGCACUUCUCCUCCCCAUCCUUCAUCUGCAGCGGAGCCGACUGCUUCCAGUUCAGCCCUGAGUUCCCCCUGGAUACCCUGAAGACCAAGACCAUAGAGAUGCUGACGGAGGCGGUGAGCGAAGGCAGUUUACAUGUCAGAGAUCCUAUAGGGGGCAGCACUGAAUUCCUGUUCGUACCUCUCAUUAAGUUGUUCUAUACUCUACUGAUCAUGGGAGUGUUCCACAAUGGAGACCUGAAGAACAUUCUACAGCUGAUAGAACCCAGCGUGUUCUCAGAGGGAGGGGACGCGCCCGCGGACGCUCCAGCGGACACGCCCGAGAGUGAUGUCACUAAGGGAGGGAGAAGCGGGGAGGGGCCUGGAGGAGAGGAGAGGACAGGGAAGGUGCCUAAAGGACUACUCCAGAUGAAACUACCAGAGCCUGUCAAGCUGCAGAUGUGCCACCUGCUCCAGUACCUGUGUGACUGUCAGGUGCGCCACCGUAUCGAGGCGGUGGUGGGCUUCAGCGAUGACUUCGUGGCUCGUCUCCAGGACAACCAGAGGUUCCGUUAUAACGAGGUCAUGCAGGCGCUCAACAUGUCGGCUGCCCUGACUGCCAGGAAGACCAAAGAGUUCAGAUCUCCUCCUCAGGAACAGAUCAACAUGCUGCUGAGCUUUAAGGACGAGAAGGUGGACUGUCCGUGUCCAGAACACAUCAGACAACAACUUGUGGACUUCCACGAGGACCUGAUGACACACUGCGGCAUAGAGAUAGACGAGGACAAGCUGAACGAGGCAGACAGUGACUUCACCAUCCGAGGAAGACUCAUGUCCCUGGUGGAGAAGGUGGUCUACCUAAAGAAAAAGAUGACCUUCAUGCCGAAGAACAAGAAGAAAGACAAGAAACCCAGCACGUUGCAGCAGCUGAUCAGUGAGACCAUGGUACGCUGGGCCCAGGAGAGCAUCAUGGAGGACCCAGAGCUGGUCAGAGCCAUGUUUGUCCUACUCCACCGUCAGUACGAUGGCAUCGGGGGCCAGGUCCGGGCCCUGCCCAAGGCCUACACCAUCAACUCAGUCUCUGUGGAGGAUACCAUCAAACUGCUGGCAUCACUGGGCCAGAUCAGAUCGCUGUUGUCUGUACGCAUGGGGCGUGAGGAGGAAAAACUGAUGAUCAGAGGACUGGGAGACAUCAUGAACAACAAGGUCUUCUACCAGCACCCUAACCUGAUGAGAGCUCUAGACAUCAUGAACAACAAGGUCUUCUACCAGCACCCUAACCUGAUGAGAGCUCUGGGAAUGCAUGAAACUGUCAUGGAGGUGAUGGUUAACGUGCUGAGUGGAGGGGAAUCCAAGUUCAAGGGCCUUCUGCAGUUUUGA